Cinara cedri is the source of this 1676-nucleotide messenger RNA. NCBI's taxonomy places the organism in Eukaryota, Metazoa, Arthropoda, Insecta, Hemiptera, Aphididae. The record is from the annotation of a GenBank genome assembly.
AUGGACAAAAACAAUCUUUUCAACAGACAACCAGGCUGCAGCAAACAAAGUCAACUGUAUGCACAACGUGAACAGAGAACAUCGGUGCCAUUGUAAGUAGAUUUAUUCAUCUACAUUCUACAUUUGAAUAUCGUAUUUAUAGGCUACAGAUUAUGAUCACUAAAUGACUGAUAAGGACCAGUGAAAGUUCAACUAUUUAACUAUCAUAAUUUUUUUUAAUCUGGUUCUUGAGGUGAAAAAAAAAAAUCAAAAUAUCGAGAAACCCUAAAUAUACAUAUUUUUCGUGCCUCCUAUCUAACCAAAUUUCUAUGAUUAAAUUUUCGAUUUUUCCAUUAACUGCAGGUUUAAAAGUGCGUGUUUGCGGUUUAAGAAUUUUGAUCUCAGCAGAAAGUCUACCUCUUGGAGCCGAUAAAAUAAUUCAUAAAUAUUUUCCAUUCCCCUUCCUUACCUUAUCAACGUUCUUUAGUUAGAAACAAAAUUCAGAUUUCCUGUAAAAAAUAUAAGAGAUUUUAACACUCAUUCAUUAUCUACGCCAAAGCAAUGUGCCAAUGUCGUUGAAAAGGGUUAAUAAAUUGAAACAUUGGUAUUCUGAAAGUCUGCCUGAAGUUUUAUUAGAGCACUAUUAUAUCAAUAUAAAACUAUUAUAGCAUUUUCUGAUAUGUUUAGGUUUAAUUUUAACCCGAGAGUCAGACUGCCAAAGUAUGAAUAAUACAAUCUUUCAAAAUCUACGAAUGCGUAUCUAUAAACCCAUCAUAGGUAUCUCAGCGGGACAUGAGGAAAUCGAAAAUUUAAUUAUAGUUCAUCAGUCAGAAGGGGCGCAUGGAAAAUAUAUGUACUAGGCGUUUUUCAAUAUUUUGACUUUUUUUCUAUCCCAAGAGCCAGACUUCAAACCAUAAUUGUAAUAUAAUUUUUGGUGAUAGUAAUAUAGGUAGCAAUACAAAUGUAUUUGCCUUCAAUAUUAUAUUGAAAUUGUAGGUCGGUAUCUUCUACAUCAAAAACUGAUGAUGGUAACAAAGACAACAACCAUUCGAACAUUGCAGUCAUCAAUGAAGGAAAAAAACUUUUAGUUGGAAGUGUCGAUCAAGUAGUUCAUUGGAGUCAAAUGUUAUCGUUUCUGGAAAAAACCAAAAUCUUAUACCAAGUAUACGGUAUAAUCUUAUUUCUUAAAUAAUAUUUUAUUUUUAUUUAUCAUUGAUUAGUGAUGUUCAAAUGAAUAAUUAUAGUUUGAAUAUUAGGUAUUUCUAAUAUCUCAAAUAUUGUAUAAUUUCAGGGUUUAUGGAUUCAAUAAUGACUGGUAGUCGUAAAUGUGAAAAAAUAUUUUGUUUGCGUAAUGAGCAAAAAAUAUCGAGAAUAGUUUGUGUGUUUUAUGAAAUAGAUAGAAAAAUGCCUGAAGUACCGAAAGGAACCUUUGUCUUGUUAGUGUUAAAAUUUUGUGUAAUAAAUAAUUAAAUCAAUAUAUUAUGUAUAAUUAUAAUAUAUAUAUUUAUACAAUGAUGUCAUAGAUAUUAUCUAAAAUGAUUAAUUAUUUCAGGUGCACUGGUCAUAUUAAAGGAAAAAACAAAUUGCAAAUAUUCACUAUAAGGGAAUUACCCGAAGAUAACAAAAAUUCAUUUAGUAGAAUAUCUUUGGCUUGCCAAUGGGCAAUAAAUGAUAUUUUAAUAUACAGUAGAGUAUAA